GUGUCAAAAACUCAUAAGCCAAAUGAGAAGAUAAACAAAAAAAUGAAUCAGACUGAGCCUCUAAGAAACUUUGGAGACGAUGACGACAUAAGAACAGAAUUCAGACGUUUGAUAGCUUCGCUUCCUUCAGACAUAAACAUGCAAGGGAAGAAGCUUUGCAACUACCAAGGAUGUUGGUAUUACUACAAGAAUCUCCAAGCAGUCAUCGACUACCAGAAACACUUUAAGCCGCUUGACACCGACAUAAUAGUCAGUUCAUACCCCAAGUCUGGAACGACUUGGCUCAAGGCCCUCACAGUCGCUUUACUUCAUAGGCCAAAGGAUGGUAUUCAGAGCCAUCCUCUUACCUCUGAUAGCCCUCACGGUCUUGUACCCUUUCUUGAGGCAAAGUUGUAUGCCAGAAGCUCCACACCGGACCUGACCAAGCUCUCAUCAUCUCCGAGGUUGUUCUCGACCCACAUGCCGUUGCAUACUCUGCGAGAGCCGCUCAAGGACUCUCCUUGUAAGAUCGUAUACAUAUGCAGGAACGUUAAGGAUGUAUUGGUGUCAGAAUGGCAGUUUAGGUCAAGAAUGGAGAACAAAGAAGCUGAAAGAAGCACGCUGGAGUCUAUAGUCGAGUCGUUCUGCAAAGGAGUUCACGCUUGUGGACCUUUAUGGGACAAUGUUUUGAGCUAUUGGAAAGGAAGUUUGGAAGACCCAAAGCAUGUUCUUUUUAUGAGGUACGAGGAUCUCAAAGAAGAGCCUUAUGCCCAGGUCAUGAGACUUGCCGACUUCUUGGAUUGUCCUUUUACUCAAGAAGAAAUACAUAGCGGAUCUGUUGAGAAGAUCUUAGGUUUGUGCUCUCUAAGUAAUCUGAGCAAUUUGGACAUCAACAAGACCGGAAUAUCGUGGAACAACUUGGAUCACAGUAUCUUCUUCCGCAAAGGAGAAGUUGAUGAUUGGAAGAAUCAUCUCACUAUUGAAAUGGCCAACAAAAUCGACAUGGUCAUCCACGAGAAAUUUCAAGGUUCGGGUUUGAAAAUCUGAGUUAUUUUUAUGUUGAGUGUGCUUGCUUUCUUUCUUUCAUAUGUACGUAUCCUAAUAAUACAAACUUUCAUUGGUACGGUCUAUUGUUGUAUGAUUGAUCAUAACGUUUUCCAAAUUGGUAAUUUAAUAAACUUCUUUGACGCAAA
This is a messenger RNA of Camelina sativa (false flax), 1172 nucleotides long. The record is from RefSeq and is a predicted model, not a curated record. Lineage: Eukaryota; Viridiplantae; Streptophyta; Magnoliopsida; Brassicales; Brassicaceae.